This is a messenger RNA of Mesorhabditis spiculigera, 630 nucleotides long. NCBI's taxonomy places the organism in Eukaryota, Metazoa, Nematoda, Chromadorea, Rhabditida, Rhabditidae. The record is from the annotation of a GenBank genome assembly.
AUGGAAGAUUAUAAAUAUUUAUUUAAAGUUGUACUCGUCGGAAAUGCUGGGGUUGGGAAGACGUGUUUGGUCCGGAAAUUUACACAGGGUAUCUUCCCACCAGGCCAAAGCGCCACAAUUGGGGUUGAUUUUAUGAUCAAGACUGUGAAGAUUAAUGAUGAUAAGAUUAAGCUACAAAUAUGGGAUACCGCUGGUCAAGAACGGUUUCGAUCAAUAACACAGAGCUAUUACCGAUCAGCUCAUGCUAUCGUUCUAGUGUAUGAUGUUGCAUGCCAGCCAAGCUUUGAUUGCCUGCCGGAAUGGCUAUCCGAAAUUGAGUCGUAUGCAAAUCGACGGGUCCUCAAGAUUUUAGUUGGAAACAAACUCGACAAGGGAGACGAGCGUGAAGUGCCGGAGCGCAUAGGAAAAGAUUUUAGUGACGUCAACAAUUUCGACUACUUCUUGGAGACGUCAGCGCUCGAUGCGACAAAUGUUGAUGCUCUAUUCGAACACGUUGCAGAGAGGUUGACAAAUGAUAUGAAGGCUGUUGAUCAAAGAUACAACGCCUACAAGACCGAGCGUUCCGACAAUGGGGCAAUAAAUCUCCUCAAUCGAGCCCAGACGCAAAUCAACGGAUGUUGCCGUCGAAAU